Messenger RNA from Tarenaya hassleriana, 1046 nucleotides. RefSeq names its product acidic endochitinase. Gene Ontology annotation, cellular component: extracellular region. Gene Ontology annotation, molecular function: chitinase activity. The transcript has 4 exons. The record is from RefSeq and is a predicted model, not a curated record. NCBI's taxonomy places the organism in Eukaryota, Viridiplantae, Streptophyta, Magnoliopsida, Brassicales, Cleomaceae. Gene Ontology annotation, biological process: carbohydrate metabolic process. The coding region runs from base 30 to 923 and encodes 297 amino acids.
AAGCAAUAACUCUUCACACCAACAAAACAAUGAACAAUGUUCCAAGACUUGUUCUGUCUUCAUUCUUCUUCUUCAUCUCCGCCGUCCGUGCCGAUGGUGGAGGAGGCAUAGCCAUCUACUGGGGACAAAACGGGAACGAAGGGAACCUGUCGGCCACGUGUGCGACAGGUAGGUACAAAUACGUGAAUGUUGCCUUCCUCGUCAAAUUCGGAAACGGUCAGACGCCGGAGCUCAACCUCGCCGGCCACUGCAACCCCGCCGCCAGAACCUGCACCCGUUUCUCCUCUCAGAUCAUAGACUGCCAGUCCCGUGGCAUCAAGGUAAUGUUGUCUCUGGGCGGCGGAAUCGGAAACUACUCGUUGGGAUCUAAGGCAGACGCGGAGGCAGUGGCCGAAUACCUAUGGGACAAUUACUUAGGAGGAACCUCUUCGUCUCGCCCCUUAGGCGAUGCCGUCCUCGAUGGUAUCGAUUUCGACAUCGAACUUGGUUCUACUCAACACUGGGAAGAUCUAGCAAGGUUCCUCUCGAAAUAUAGCCGCGGAGGAAGAAAAGUAUAUCUAACGGCGGCUCCACAGUGUCCAUUUCCCGACAGAUUCAUGGGAACUGCACUAAACACGGGGCUGUUCGACUAUGUCUGGGUCCAGUUCUAUAACAAUCCUCCAUGUCAGUUCAGUUCGGGUAACACGGUUAACCUUUUCAAGUCAUGGAAAACGUGGACCACUUCCAUUAGAGCCUGCAAGAUAUUCUUGGGUCUUCCGGCGGCUCCGGAAGCCGCCGGAAGUGGGUAUAUUCCGCCGGAGAUUCUCACUUCUCAGAUUCUUCCGACGUUGAAGGAAUCCCCGAAGUAUGGAGGCGUUAUGCUCUGGUCCAAAUUCUGGGAUGAUAGAAAUGGUUAUAGUGUAUCUAUAGUUGCGAGUGUGUAAAGAACGUUUUCAACAUCAGUUGUAUAUGUAUGUACGUGUUAUAUCAUAUGCGCGCGUCGGUGUGUUUGUGUGUGUAUAUUAUAUUUCCCUCGACAUGGAAAUAUGGACCGGUUAUUGCUAUUA